Aphidius gifuensis is the source of this 1292-nucleotide messenger RNA. Its product is annotated as SPRY domain-containing SOCS box protein 3-like. NCBI's taxonomy places the organism in Eukaryota, Metazoa, Arthropoda, Insecta, Hymenoptera, Braconidae. Bases 177 to 1067 code for a protein of 296 amino acids. Gene Ontology annotation, cellular component: SCF ubiquitin ligase complex. Gene Ontology annotation, biological process: proteasome-mediated ubiquitin-dependent protein catabolic process. The record is from RefSeq and is a predicted model, not a curated record. Gene Ontology annotation, molecular function: protein binding. The transcript is spliced from 4 exons.
UGGUGUUUGUGUUGUUGAUGUUGUUGUUACAAUUCUACAAUGUUCAAGAACAUUCCCGAGUAUUUACAUAAAAAUAACAACAGUAAAUAAUUACACAUAAGAAACAAACAUAAACAAAUUAAAAAACAGAGUGAUUUAUAUUAAAUAAAAAUUAAUAAUAAUUAAAAUUCAUAACAAUGAGUGGAUUAUACUCUCAUGACAAUACAAAUGCGCCAUUAAUUGUCAAAAAAUAUUGUGAUUGUCCUGGUAAAACUAAAUGUCAAUGUGGUGAAGCUACAAGAUUUGAAUGGACAUGGGAUGAAAAAGUUAUAUCACCAACAAAUUCAUUAUCAAUAUCAAAAGAAAAUCGUGAAGUUGAAUUUCAUCCAGGAUACUCAAGUGGUACUGCUGCAGUACGUGCUAAUAAAUUUAUGGAAAAAAAUAGACAUCAUUAUUGGGAAGUUAAAAUGAUAACACCAAUUUAUGGUACAGAUGUUAUGAUUGGUGUUGGCACUGAACAAGCUGAGCUAUCAGCAAAUAAUAAAUUUUGUUCAUUACUUGGAUUAAAUAAAGAAUCAUGGGGUUUUUCUUAUAAAGGAAAAAUUCAACAUAAUGGUGAACGACGUGAUUAUUCAGAACAAUUUUAUCAAGGUUCAUUGGUUGGUGUUUAUUAUGAUUCAUGGAAAGGAACAAUUGAAUUUUUUGUUAAUCGUAAAUCACUUGGUAUUGCAUUUACUGGUUUAUAUAACUUAACACUUUAUCCAAUGGUGUGUUCAACAGCUGCUAAAAGUAUCAUUAGAUUAUCACAAUGUUUAUCAACACAAUCAUCAUUACAAAUGGAAUGUCUAAUGAUGCUUAGACCAACUGAUUUUACAUAUUUAAAAACUACAUUUCCUGGUCUUCGUUAUUUAACUAAAAGUCUUUUAACUGAUAUUUUACGAAAUCGACAAGGUGCAAAUCAAAAUGAUGAUGAUGAUAAUGAUGACUAUGAAUUUCCAGCAAAAUACAUGAUUCUUGAUGAUUUUGAUUUUGCUCUUGUUGGUUUUGGUAGACGAAAAAAAAAACCAAAAUUAUGUUCAUCACCUUAAAAAGUAGAUAUAUAAAAAUUUUAUUAUUUUUUAUUUAUAAAUUAAUAAUAUCAAAUUUAUCAUGUAAAAUUUAACAUUUUUAUUUUUUUGUUUUAAUUAAAAUUAUUUUGUUUAUAUUUUAUUUUUCAGUUAAUUGUGAUUAAUUAAAUGUCGAUUUUUUUUUAAAUUAAUAAUAAAUAUAUAAAAAAAUGAAUAAAUAUAUAUAGACAAUUUAAAAAAGAAAAU